AUGGCUUACAUCAGCUGGGACCGUUACUGCAUGGUUACCAUGGGUCUCAAGUACAAACUAUACCAGACCAAGAAGAGGGUAGGGCUGAUUCUUACGUCAACAUGGACGAUCGUAAUAGGUUUCUUCUCCUUUCUAGAGUUCACCUGGAGUUUCAUGACCGGUCAAACUGAUGCGGAUCACACUGAAACAUGCAGAAUGGCGUUCGUCUACAACCGUUUUGCGACAUUGUUCAUCAACUUUAUUUCCUUUAUCACCGUACUUGCCGUCGCAAUCGUGUUGAACUGUUUCGUCUACCUAAACAUUCGGAGAAGAACAAAGGAAAGUGGUGACCGUCAAACUCCCACGUAUUGCAAUGAACAGAUUCCAAAGCAAACCUCUGAUGCUGUCACCAAGAAACCCAUAUGUACUAGCUUGCAUGUCAAAGGUUUUUGUCAUCAAAAGUCGAACUUAGGGAAAACGAUUUCGCCUACUGUCGGUGACACUCGGAGCACUGAGGCUGCGAGAUCGAAGCGAGACGCAGGCAUCAACAGCUUUGAGAUGACGUCCCCUGAUGCAAUUAGAAUACACCUACGAGACAAGAAUAGCAGAAACAGACUAGCCAAGCAUCGAAAAGCAUCCAUCGUUUUGAGUAUCCUCACAGGAUGCUUCAUACUCUUCUGGACACCUUACAAAAUAAUGACCAUCGUCUUUUCCUUCUGCGGAUCCAGCUGUGCUUCUGCUGUUUUGUGGGAGGUUCUAGAAGUUAUGGUAUGGUGCAACUCGACUGUAAACCCAUUCAUUUAUGCUGCCACGAAUGUCCAUUUUCGCAGAAACUUUAGCCACUUUCUGUUUCUUGACCGUUGGCCAUGCGGAACAGUUUCUCGUAAAGAUCACCAUACGGCUGAAGCCCACGGAACAGGCAACUAG
This is a messenger RNA of Lytechinus pictus (painted urchin), 906 nucleotides long. Its product is annotated as histamine H3 receptor-like. Bases 1 to 906 code for a protein of 301 amino acids. The record is from RefSeq and is a predicted model, not a curated record. Gene Ontology annotation, biological process: chemical synaptic transmission; G protein-coupled receptor signaling pathway, coupled to cyclic nucleotide second messenger. Lineage: Eukaryota; Metazoa; Echinodermata; Echinoidea; Temnopleuroida; Toxopneustidae. Gene Ontology annotation, molecular function: neurotransmitter receptor activity; G protein-coupled serotonin receptor activity. The transcript has a single exon. Gene Ontology annotation, cellular component: plasma membrane; dendrite.